Molecule: messenger RNA, 1873 nt
Organism: Xyrauchen texanus (razorback sucker)
Lineage: Eukaryota; Metazoa; Chordata; Actinopteri; Cypriniformes; Catostomidae
Gene: lmf1
Product: lipase maturation factor 1
Exons: 11
Coding region: 11-1741 (576 amino acids)
Biological process (GO): protein maturation
Cellular component (GO): endoplasmic reticulum membrane
Source: RefSeq, a predicted model, not a curated record
UUAGAGAAAUAUGGCGACUUCCAGUGAGAACUCAGAAAGUAGCGAAAGUUUCCUAAGAAAACGACGUGGAGAUCCGCUCAUUUCAGACAGUCAUGCAAAUGACAACAGCAGCGAGACAGUGCAAGACGAAGACUUGACCAAAUAUGAUAAGAAAUGUGGUGUAUCGUUGCAAACUGGGACCUACUGGCUCACGCGGAUUGUGCUGUUGCGAGCCAUUGCUUUCAUCUACUUUGUUGCUUUCACUGUUGCACACAACCAGAACAAACAGCUCAUUGGAGAGAAAGGGCUCAUGCCAUGCAAGGACUACCUCAGGAGUGUCAAACGCUAUGUGGGUGGGAAGAUUGGCAUUGAGGCCCUGGCAUACACUCCUUCAAUCCUCUGGUUUAUGGACUGGAAUGACAUGGAUGCCAAUCUAGAUGGCAUUGCUGUGGCAGGGAUGGCAUUGUCAGGGUUUGUUCUACUCAUGGGAAGGGCCAAUAUGAUCAUCAUGGCAUUACUUUGGAUCUUAUAUCACUCUAUUGUGAAUGUUGGACAGCUUUGGUACUCUUUUGGUUGGGAAAGCCAACUGCUGGAAACUGGAUUCUUGGGUAUCUUCCUGUGCCCACUGUGGAGCCUGGCACAGAUGCCACGAUGCUGCCCACCUUCGCUUAUCUCCAUAUGGACCUUCCGCUGGCUCAUAGUUCGCAUCAUGCUGGGUGCGGGUUUGAUCAAGAUCAGAGGUGACCAGUGUUGGAGGGAUCUCACCUGUAUGGACUACCAUUAUGAGACCCAGCCGGUUCCUAACCCCAUGUCCUACUACAUGCACCAUUCUCCAUGGUGGUUCCAUCGGUUUGAGACGCUUAGCAAUCACUUCAUCGAGCUCGUUGUGCCUUUCCUCACCUUCAUGGGGCGGCGAAUGUGCAUGGUGAACGGGGCCCUCCAGAUCCUCUUCCAGGUCGUUCUGGUCAUAAGUGGGAAUCUGAGUUUUCUAAACUGGUUGACUAUUGUGCCCAAUCUGGCCUGUUUUGAUGAUGCUGCUCUAGCUUUUCUGUUCCGCCACUCCGGAGGAGCCAGACAGACUUUACUGAAGAUACAGACAGAGAAGGCUGCAGGCCACAAUCCACAGCCCAAUAAAGGUGUGCUGAUAAGGCGUGUGGUGAAUGUGUCUUUGGGGGUUUUGAUAGCAUAUCUGAGCGUCCCAGUGGUGAUGAACCUGCUGAGUUCCAGACAGGUGAUGAACACCUCGUUUGAUCCCCUGCGGAUAGUCAACACAUACGGAGCCUUUGGCAGUAUCACUAAGGAGCGGACAGAGGUGGUGUUUCAGGGCACACUGAGUGUAAACCACACUGAAGAGGGGGUGAUAUGGGAGGAGUAUGAGUUCCUGUGUAAACCUGGAGCUCUGAACAGAAGACCUUGCCUCAUCUCCCCAUUCCACUACAGGCUGGACUGGCUUAUGUGGUUUGCUGCCUUCCAGACAUAUGAACAGAAUGAGUGGGUUAUUCACAUAGCAGGCAGACUGUUGGCAAAUGACUCCACUGUUCUUUCUCUAAUGGGACACAACCCAUUUCAGGGCAGAGAGCAACCCAGGUGGAUACGAGGGGAACAUUUCCGAUAUAAAUUCACUCGCCCAGGCAGUACCAGUGCCACCCAGGGGAAAUGGUGGGUCAGGAAGCGAAUCGGACCUUACUUCCCCCCUGUCAACCUGGAGGGCCUCAGCAGGUACUUUCAGUCCAGGAACUGGCCUCUUCCAGACAGCUAUUAAGUCAUCCCACAAAACUGAAGGGUUCAGGACAUCUUGGAUAUGCCUUCUUUUUAUAUUCCUUGUGUCCAUACACUGAAGUAUACUUGAUUGGUCUUGUCAAAACUGUGCCAAAGAGGAUAUGUUAUAUAAGUA